Molecule: messenger RNA, 570 nt
Organism: Rotaria sp. Silwood1
Lineage: Eukaryota; Metazoa; Rotifera; Eurotatoria; Philodinida; Philodinidae
Source: the annotation of a GenBank genome assembly
AUGGCUUUAGUGCCUGUUACUACAAGAAACCGUAUUAAUCCAAUGUCUGUAUCGACUCUUGAACAAUCAACAGUACCUUAUACAACUUAUGACCAAGUUGAACCCUGUACUGAUCCAAAUUGUCCAGUAUGUCGAGCACAACGGCAUGAUCGACAUCAUAAACAUCAUAAACGACAUCAUCAUCAUCAUCAUCAUCAUCAUAAAAAACAUCGGACAGAUUUUUGGAAUACUCUUUUACCAAGAGUCGAAUCGGCAUCAUCAACUGUUACGAUUCACAGUAUUGAAUUAGAUGAACGACGUCCUUAUUAUAAUUCACAUGUAAAUGAACGAGCUGUUGUUCCUGUUAAUCAAACAGAACGACAGAUAGUAACAACAACAAGACCUCGACGUAUGGCAGAUGAUGAUAUUGUUCGAGAAGCUUGGACCAACAAUCCUACGAAUGAUGAUGAAAUUGUUUGUUGUCGAGCAUACGAUGGUUGUCGAUGUCCAUGUUGGUGUUGUAUUAUACUUAUAAUUCUUUUUGUUAUACUUAUAAUCGUUUUAAUUGUUCUUUUAGCUACACUUCUUUGA